Molecule: messenger RNA, 804 nt
Organism: Esox lucius (northern pike)
Lineage: Eukaryota; Metazoa; Chordata; Actinopteri; Esociformes; Esocidae
Gene: eef1b2
Product: eukaryotic translation elongation factor 1 beta 2
Biological process (GO): translational elongation
Cellular component (GO): eukaryotic translation elongation factor 1 complex; cytosol
Molecular function (GO): translation elongation factor activity; guanyl-nucleotide exchange factor activity
Source: RefSeq, marked provisional
GGUCCUUCGCUCUUCCUGUGACUCCUCGGUUCGUGUAUAGCACUAGGUCUCGGGAGCGUCUUGAACAAUGGGCUUUGGUGAUCUGAAAACCCCUGCCGGCCUUAAGGUUCUAAACGACUUUUUGGCCGAUAAGAGCUACAUCGAAGGUUGGGUGGCAUCCCAGGCUGAUGUAGCUGUGUUCGACGCCAUCUCUUCCGCACCCUCCGCAGACCUGUGCCACGCGUUGCGCUGGUACAACCACAUCAAGUCAUUCCAGAACCAGAAAGGCAGUCUGCCAGGAGUAAAGAAAUCUCUGGGUCAGUAUGGUCCUGCUGGGGUGGAAGAUAAGACCCCUGCAUCUGGAGACUCCAAGGAUGACGACGAUGACAUGGACCUGUUUGGCUCUGACGACGAGGAGGAUGCAGAGGCAGAGAAGCUGAAGGAGGAAAGAAUUGCAGCGUACGCCGCCAAGAAGUCAAAGAAGCCCGCACUAAUCGCCAAAUCAUCAAUCCUGUUAGACGUGAAACCGUGGGACGAUGAGACGGACAUGGCCAAACUAGAGGAGUGUGUCCGUAGCAUUUCCAUGGACGGCCUUCUCUGGGGACAGUCCAAGCUGGUACCAGUGGGCUAUGGCAUCAAGAAGCUGCAGAUCGGGUGCGUUGUGGAAGACGACAAGGUGGGAACAGACCAGCUGGAGGAACAGAUCACAGCCUUUGAGGACUACGUUCAGUCUAUGGAUGUGGCCGCGUUCAACAAGAUCUAAACGCACAUUUCACCAAAAGACUAUGCACAUGGAAGCCGCAAUUAAAAAAGCACUUCAAAUGG